CGGUGUGGUCCCAGGGAUCCGACAGCGGGUGGGUCGGAACCAUGGGGGAGCCCUGGGCAGCUCGGGGCGCAGAAGGAUCGCCCGCGCGGCUGCCACUGGUGCUCACCGCUCUGUGGGCGGCCGCCGUGGUCCUGGAGCUGGCCUAUGUGAUGGUGCUGGGACCCGGGCCGCCCCCGCUGGGACCCCUGGCCCGGGCCUUGCAACUGGCACUGGCUGCUUAUCAGCUGCUUAACCUGGGGGGCAACGUGGGGCUCUUCCUGCGCUCGGAUCCCAGCAUUCGAGGAGUGAUGCUGGCUGGCCGCGGCCUGGGCCAGGGCUGGGCUUACUGUUACCAGUGCCAAAGCCAGGUGCCGCCACGCAGUGGGCAUUGCUCUGCCUGCCGUGUGUGUAUCCUACGUCGAGACCACCACUGCCGCCUCCUGGGCCGCUGUGUGGGCUUCCAUAACUACCGGCCCUUCCUGUGUCUGCUGCUUCAUGCUGCUGGCGUCCUGCUCCACAUCUCAGUGCUGCUAAGCCCUGCCCUGUCAGCCCUGCUGCGGGCCCACUCGGCCCUCUACACGGUGGCUCUCCUGCUGUUGCCUUGGUUCAUGCUUCUCGCAGGCAAAGUGUCUCUGGCCCAGUUCUUCUUAGCCUUCGUGGUGGACACGUGUGUGGCAGGUGCAUUGCUGUGUGGUGCUGGCCUGCUUUUCCAUGGGAUGCUGCUGCUUCGGGGCCAGACCACCUGGGAGUGGGCUCGGGGUCACCACUCCUAUGACCUGGGCACCUGCCACAACCUGCAGGCAGCUCUGGGGCCACGCUGGGCCCUAGUCUGGUUCUGGCCUUUCCUUGCCUCUCCUUUGCCUGGAGAUGGGAUCUCUUUCCAGACUCCAGCUGAUGUGGGUCUUGUGGCUUCCUGAGUCCAGGUAGAGCCAGAAUUGAAAAUGGCAGAAGGGAGCAGAGGUGGAAACUGAGAAUGUUUGUUCAGUUCCAUGCCAGUCACGGGAAGGAGGCCAGGUUGGCCCUUCGUGCCUGUAGUGGGCAGCUCUAUCUCCUUCCUUGGACCUUCCCAGCAUUGGCUCUUCUGUCUCUAGGGUUGGCCCCUUUUGGCAGAGGAGAGUCUGGCAAGGGGGCUCCUUGGCCUGUCUGCCCCUCUACCAAGCUGGUAUCGUGCCCACCUGGCUCUUGGCCUCCCUCAUCUUUGCUGGGUUCCUAUCCCUCCCUUUGUUGUUUUGGUUGCUAUUUUAAGUUCUCAUGAUUGUCAGGCCUGGAGACUAUGAAAGCUUGAGAUCCCAAUGGCGAAGAUUCUGCCUCCUCCGUCCCUGGCAGGGUGUGGUGGGAUGCGGGCAAGGAGAAUCCAAGUGUGUUCUAGAGAGUAGCACUCCACACAAAUAUGUCAGCAGCAGGAGUCUCAGGAAGCUCUUGUAGCUCACCUGUAUGUGGGGCCACAGUUAGGAUCUUUGUUCUGUAAGGAACAAAAGCCCUGCUAGACCACAUGACAAGAUUGUGGGAUAGAAAGGUAGCCCUCACUGGCCUCAAACUCAAGGAAAUCCACCUGCUUCUCUUUUCUGAGUGCUGGGGUUAAAGGCAUUCCACAGGACACCUGGCCUAAGAGGUUAGCUAUGAACCCAGGUCUUGAAUCCACUUUACUUUGGCACAGCUGAAGUGAGUAGGAGAAACAUUAGUGCAAAAAUAACCAGCUUCCAGGUGUUCC
This is a messenger RNA of Acomys russatus (golden spiny mouse), 1690 nucleotides long. RefSeq names its product zinc finger DHHC-type containing 24 (gene Zdhhc24). Lineage: Eukaryota; Metazoa; Chordata; Mammalia; Rodentia; Muridae. Gene Ontology annotation, biological process: protein targeting to membrane; peptidyl-L-cysteine S-palmitoylation. The transcript is spliced from 3 exons. The record is from RefSeq and is a predicted model, not a curated record. Bases 42 to 896 code for a protein of 284 amino acids. Gene Ontology annotation, molecular function: protein-cysteine S-palmitoyltransferase activity. Gene Ontology annotation, cellular component: endoplasmic reticulum; Golgi apparatus.